AUGGUGAAAUAUCUUCUUACUGGUGUAACUGGGCGUUUGGGUUCACAUGUUUUAAAACAUUUUCUUCGUCUUGUACCACCAUCUGACAUUGCAGUUGUUGUUCGUGAUCCAUCAAAACUUUCAUCAGAGAUCAAUUCAUCUGGUAUCGAAAUACGUCAAGGAGAUUUUAGUAAACCAGAACUUUUAGACGCUGCAUUUAAAGAUACAGAAAAAUUAUUAAUUAUUUCCGUACCAAGCAUCGAACAUGAAUUUCGUGUUAAAAAUCAUGUAAAUGCAAUUGAUGCAGCAAAACGAGCUCAUGUUAAACAUGUUUAUUAUACUUCACUUAUGUUUGGUACUGACAUUCAAGGACAUCUCAUCGAUAGUGUUGCUCAUGUAAUGCAAGCUCAUCUUGAUACAGAAGUAUAUCUUGCAAAAAGUGGAUUAACUUAUACAAUAUUACGAGAAGGUCUUUAUUCGGAAAGUUAUUCUCUUUAUACUGGAUUUUUUGAUCAUACGAAAGACAAUGAAGUAUGUGUUCCUGGCGAUGGUCCUGUUGCUUGGGUGUGUAUUGAUGAUCUUGGUGAAGGAACUGCUAAACUAAUGAUUAACGGUGGUCACGAACAAGAAACUGUUCUUUUAACUGGUUCGACAUCGAUCUCUAUUUCAUCGGUUACUGAUAUAUUUGCCAAGAUUCUUCAUCGACCUAUCAACUUUCGACUUGUUUCUGUUGAUGAAUAUAUUGAAUUUCAUAAACGACGUGGUACAGCACCACCUUAUCCUACUGGUGAAGAAGAUUUUUUAAGAAAAUGGGCAACAACUUUCAAAGCUCUGGAAAAAGGUGAAUCAGCUGUUGUUGAUCUUCUUUUACAACAAGUACUCGGCAGAAAUUUGGUACCUUUAGAAGAUACUUUAACUAAAUUAUUUAAUUCCAAACAAACUUCGUAA
Adineta steineri is the source of this 927-nucleotide messenger RNA. NCBI's taxonomy places the organism in Eukaryota, Metazoa, Rotifera, Eurotatoria, Adinetida, Adinetidae. The record is from the annotation of a GenBank genome assembly.